GUUCAUUGUGAGAAAAAAAAUCAAAAUAAAAAUUAUGGAAAUUCACUAGAGCCUCUACAAACAAUUCAAAGAUAUCCAGGAUAAGAAGAUGAAUGUCAAAGCUCGUGAUUACGAACCAAAGCAGUGACUCUCUCAGUCGUCCUGUCUGCACUGGUCGAUUUGCAAUUUAGCACAAACCCUGUGCCAACAAUAUCAGUGAGGAGCUUUAGAAGAAGAGAGAAACGCUACAAUGGAGAAAUCAACGAAGACCACGAAGAACAAUGGCAAGAAAUCUACGAAACCAGCAAUAACACUCGAUCAGUUCGUAUCAAUCAUGAAUCCACUGAUUGACUUGGAGAAGGAAGCGGAGAUUUCAGCUUCCCUGAGCUCAGCCGAGACGAGAAGUUUGGAUGUUGCUCAGAAGAAGGGUUCCGCUAUUCUCAACUUGAAGUGUAUAGAUGUACAGACAGGGCUGAUGGGCAAGACUAUUAUCGAGUUCCAGUCAAAUAAAGAAGAUCUUCUCCCCCCUCACAAGUUUGGAACCCAUGACGUUGUUGUUUUGAAACCAAACAAGGCUGAUUUGGGCUCUCCUUCACUUGGACAGGGAGUAGUUUACCGACUGAAGGACACAUCUAUUACAGUUUCUUUUGAUGAUAUUCCUGAAGAGGGGUUAAAUAGUCCAUUGCGUCUUGAGAAAGUGUCAAAUGAGAUAACGUAUCGACGGAUGAAGGACACAUUGAUACAACUGAGCAAAGGGGUUCAGAAAGGCCCUGCUUCCGACUUGGUGCCUGUUUUGUUUGGAGAGAGAUCACCAAUGAUGUGUAAGAAGGAUGCUCAGUUCACCCUUUUUAAUCCCAACCUUGAUCACCCCCAGGUCUUCAAUUUCUCAUCAUUUUCUAUAUUUUGCACACUUUGGAGCCUUACUCCCUCUCUGAAUUCCAGUAUUUAUCCUCUAUCUUCAUUCUAAUUAUACUUUUGUGAGAAUUUUUGCAAUACUUCAACGAUUUUUUGUUUUGAAGAUGCUUCAGGGGGGAUGGUGGUUCUAUUUAGUUUAUAGUUUUUAACAAGCACCUUCAUACCUGUAGAUUUACUGACCUAUAUCAGAUAAUUCAGCAAAAGAUUUGAAGGUUUUGAAGCCAUAAGUUCAUAACAGAAGAAUUAUUGUUCAAAACCAGUUGCCUUAAACUCUUUUGCUCUAUUUGAGAUUCUUUGUUUAAUAUCUCUGCCAAAGUGCCAAGUAAUGUUUAUGCUGCAUUGUGAAUUAUAUUUGGUAAAGAAGAAAAUUUAUUAGAUGUCUACCUGCUGAAUUUAAUCGGUGCUUGCACCUAAGGGAGAAAUUCAGAAAGUUUUUCAUUGUCCACCGCAAUUUGCUUUGACUAGUUUAUUGUGUGAAAGCAUUCAAGCUUUCUGCACUGGUAACAAUAUAAUAAAGUAAAAUCUGUAUAAACAAAAUAUAUAUUUUAGAGUAAUAAUGAGUAAUGACCAUGCCAGCUAAAUAUUAAUCUCCAUGUUGAUUCUUUUAUCUUUGAUGCAUUGAAAGUUUUGCAUCUUAUAAGUUGGGCACAAAGCCACAAAUGUAGAAUUUGCAUGUAUAUCCAAUGCCACAUUUAGUGGAAAAGAUCUUUGGCGUGGUGUUGAUUGCAUUUCCAUGAACUUGUACGUCAUGUUUUACUCAGACUGUGUAGAUUAUUCUUUUCCAGACCUCCAUAAUUCUCUCCAUCAUUCUAUCAUACAACUAUUUAUGCAGUUCCUAUUUGUGGUAUCAUAUAAAUGUAGUCUAAAGGUACUCUCUUUUUACUUAAAAGAAAGUUGCCAUUACAAAGGCUCUUUCAUCCAAGGAUGUAUUUUUGCUGCAUGGACCUCCUGGAACGGGGAAGACAACCACCGUUAUUGAGAUUAUCUUGCAAGAAGUGAAACGAGGAUCCAAAAUUCUUGCUUGUGCUGCUUCAAACAUUGCUGUUGAUAACAUUGUUGAGCGGCUUGUUCCUCACAAGUAAAAUUACAUUUUGGCAAUUACUUUACCUUCAUUUGCAAUAACAUCCCUUUUCCGUG
Messenger RNA from Cuscuta campestris, 2031 nucleotides. The record is from the annotation of a GenBank genome assembly. NCBI's taxonomy places the organism in Eukaryota, Viridiplantae, Streptophyta, Magnoliopsida, Solanales, Convolvulaceae.